Pyrus x bretschneideri (Chinese white pear) is the source of this 2083-nucleotide messenger RNA. RefSeq names its product probable calcium-binding protein CML44. The record is from RefSeq and is a predicted model, not a curated record. The transcript has a single exon. Gene Ontology annotation, molecular function: calcium ion binding. The coding region runs from base 1468 to 1980 and encodes 170 amino acids. NCBI's taxonomy places the organism in Eukaryota, Viridiplantae, Streptophyta, Magnoliopsida, Rosales, Rosaceae.
GUCAUAAAUUUAGAAUAUAAUAACAAUAAAUAAAUAUAUGUAGUAUAAUAUGAUGAUUGAUAAUAUCAUGUAACAAUGUGAUAACCGCAUUGAGCACGAAUGGUGGAUUUUGGGAGUUUCUAGAAUGCUCACCAAUUGGUGGCAUUUAGUCCUCUGUUUUCUAAACAAAUAUUUCUUUGGACGGUUAUGGAUUGUAGCUCAAUUGUCAUGCCUCGUUAGGUUUUUCUGCCAACCCCAUAUUGGUGUUGUCUGUAAAAUUCGUCCUUUUUCUGCAUAGGUUUUUCUGCCAACCCCAUAUUGGUGUUGUCUGUAAAAUUCGUCCUUUUUCUGCAUUUUAUACAAAUACAAGCAAUAUUAAGAAAGAGGAAAUUGCUCUUAAAUCUUUGAGUUUACAACAAAUGUUUUUAAUUACUUAAAUCAUAAGUCGGUUUUUUUUUUUUUUUUUUUUUCCAAACUUAUUUUAGUAAGUUUUUAGUUCGGGCCUGAUCGGAUUAGCUCACCUCUAACUACCACAAAAACCAUGUGUCUCCUCUUCAUCAAGUCUCAUUUUUCAGAAAAAUCUCCUUAAUAUUUUCAAAAAAUAAAAGAACAAAUUCUGACCGGAAAAAAAAAAUCUUGAAAAUAAUAUAUUGUGAAGCAACCUGAUACACGAGUAUAACACAAACAUUAAACAAUACAAAAGGUCACUAUUUGCAUACCAAAAACAAAAUGAAUAAGGUCCCUACAACCCUACCCAUGAUUUGGGACAUGUUCCUUGACUUGUAGGUUUGACUCUAAUGGUAUGUUGAAAGAUGAAUUAAUGGUUGAUUUGAGAAUUGAUUUUCAUGGACGACGAGUUUAAUACCUAAUUAUUAUCUAUUCAUCAUGUGAUUUAACCUGAAUUCUAUGUCCCAAUGUUUUGUUUUAUAAAAAAGAUGGUAGAUAUGAGUUUCACCCAUUUCUUUGUAAGAAAAAUGUGGAUAGGAUCCCAAUUGGUUCAAAUAAUCAAAUGUGUAUAUACACGAGUAAUCACGCAUAAACUUCAUUUGAUUGAGGAUGUCUCGAGUUCACUUCUCAUUGAACUUGAUGUCAAACAAGUGACCUUUUGCGCAUUUGAUGCCAUUAAGUAACUUGCAUUAUCUUAACCUAAAUGCACUAACAUCCUCUUGAAGCCCAAUUUUGAAGAUUAAAUAAAAGAACUCAUACAUAAUACAAUUCCACUUGUUGGAAUAGUUGACAAGCUACAGGUAAUGGAAUAUGCGUACCAUAUAUAUAUGCAUGUUGCUUUCAUGAGGAAACUUCGUGCCAAGUUGCUCUACAUGCCGUACAAGUCAAGUACAACAGACAGAACUUCCUAUAUUCCAACCCUAUAUAUAUAUAUAUAAUGACCUGAAACAUAGGCAUUACCAAGAGGUUCUCAUAUUUCAUAACAUUCAGUUCAAUACUCGUAUUGUAUUUCUUUAGUCUUUUUGCUUGACAACAAUCUACAUGAUGUGUCCUCUAAGCACCAACGACUUGCACCGUAUUUUCGAAAAUCUCGACAAGAAUGGAGACGGGCAAGUGAGUCUCGAGGAGCUCAAUUGGCUCAUCGAGAGAAUCGGCGUGCAAUUCAGCUUGCACGAGCUCGAGUCCCUCGUGGGAAAACCGAGCCUUGACAUCAACGAGUUCUUGUUCUUCUACAAGUCCAUAUCCAUGCAGCAAGGUGACGCCAGUGGCGAAAAUGAAGGCGGUGACAUUCGUGAGGAUGUCGGUGUUGAUGGCCAGGAAGAUGAAGAUGAAGAUGAGAAGGACCUUGCGAAGGCAUUCGGUGUGUUUGACUUGAACGGCGAUGGCUUCAUUUCUAGCGAGGAGCUUGAGAGCGUGCUGAGGAGAUUGGGGGUUUUGGAGGAGAAUAGCAGCCGGGACUGUAGAACUAUGAUUCGCGUGUUCGACACCAACUUGGACGGCCUGCUCGACUUUCAGGAAUUCAAAACCAUGAUGUUCCAAAAUACUAUUUCUUAAUUAAUUCCCAUGCUCCCCAUUUACAACUUUUUUGAAAUUUAAAGUGCAAGUAUUUGCAGCCCCUGCCCAGCAAUUCUUUAUAAUGACAAAUGGUUGUUUUUUU